AUGGAGAGUUGGAGGGAGGGUGAGAGGGGCAGAUGGAGUGAGAGCGGGGGACAGGGGGAGAGGGGUAGAGCUGGGGCGGGGGAGGAGGCAGUGUGGGGGGUUUGGAGGGAGGGGGAGGGGAGACAGCCCCUAUACUGCCCCCUGCACCAGGAGCAGCUGAAACUGUUCUGUGAAACGGACGCUGAGCUGAUCUGUGGGAUAUGUCGUGACGGGCGAAGGCACAAGUACCACCACUUCUUCCCGGUCAAUGAGGCUGUGGAGAUGUACAAGGGCAAACUGAAGGCAUCCAUGGACGCUGCCACCAGGCGGAAGCUCACGGUACUGCGCAUGAAGUCCGAGCAGCAGCAGAAGAUUUCCCACGUGCGGGAGCAGUCAAGCAGCCUGCACGCCCACAUCCGCUUCGAGUUUGCGCGCAUGCACCGGGUGCUGAGUGAGAGGGAGCAACGCUUGAGCAACGAACUGCAGGAUGCAGAGGAGCGCAUCCUGGCACAGAUGCAGGAGAACCUGCAGCGCAUGCAGGACACGCUGGAUUCCGUGGAGCGGUUCCUGCGACAGCUGCAGACACGCAUGGAGCAGCCGGACAUCGUGGCUUUGAUCAAGGAGGAAAGUAUUUGGAAUAGGAGGUUCACUAACAAGCAAGACACCCUAGAUGUGGUGGACUUGGAGCUGCCGCUGGGUGUGUACAGGGGUCCUCUACAGUAUAUGGCCUGGCGGGAGAUGAUGGAAGCCAUCAGUCCUGUGCCGGCCCCGCUCACCCUGAACCCGGACACAGCUAACCCGUGGCUGCAGCUGUCCGAGGAUCUAUGCAGCGUGUGGAUGGGUGCGGAGCGGCAGUCCCUGCCCGAGUCCCGGUGGAGGUUUGACCGAUGUGCCGGCGUGCUGGCGGCGCAGGGCUUCGCGUCCGGCUGCCACUACUGGGAGGUGGAGGUUGGCGGCAAGACGGAGUGGGACCUCGGCGUGGCGCGGCGAUCGUGCCAGAGGAAGGGCAGGUUGGAGCGCCGGCCCCGGGAAGGCUACUGGAGGAUGAGCCUGCGGAGAGGCGAGGGGUACCAGGUUGUCACCGAGCCCCCCACCCCCCUCACCCUGGAGUGCGGACCCAUGACCGUCGGCGUCUACCUGGACCACGAGGGCGGCCAGGUGUCCUUCUACGAUGCCGGCAGCAUGGCGCAUCUGUACACCUUCGCCCACACCUUCUCCGAGACCCUCUACCCAUACUUCUGUCUCUGCCUCACUGACGGGGGCAAGAACGCCGAGCCCAUGAAGAUCUGCCGGCUCACCAGCCAGUCCCGGCACCACCUGCCGGUGGCAUUACCCGCCCACUCCGAUACCUCAUCCACCACCACCCGUCACCUCCAAACAUCCUAACUGUGGAUAGACACCGAGUGCUGGAGUAACUCAGUGGGUCAGGCAGCAUCUGUGGAGAACAUGGAUAGGUGACGUUUCACAGAG
Amblyraja radiata (thorny skate) is the source of this 1449-nucleotide messenger RNA. Its product is annotated as zinc-binding protein A33-like. The record is from RefSeq and is a predicted model, not a curated record. Gene Ontology annotation, molecular function: zinc ion binding; protein binding. Bases 1 to 1365 code for a protein of 454 amino acids. NCBI's taxonomy places the organism in Eukaryota, Metazoa, Chordata, Chondrichthyes, Rajiformes, Rajidae. The transcript has 6 exons.